Coregonus clupeaformis (lake whitefish) is the source of this 1665-nucleotide messenger RNA. RefSeq names its product heterogeneous nuclear ribonucleoprotein A0-like. NCBI's taxonomy places the organism in Eukaryota, Metazoa, Chordata, Actinopteri, Salmoniformes, Salmonidae. The transcript has a single exon. The record is from RefSeq and is a predicted model, not a curated record. Bases 100 to 999 code for a protein of 299 amino acids. Gene Ontology annotation, molecular function: RNA binding.
CUACGUCAGACGUCCUUGCGUCAGCGCUCGCUGCUUUCAAAGGGAUACGAUUUUGUCAGGUUCAAUUGUGUUUGCUCCAUAACAACUCGGUUAGUAAUCAUGACCAACCAACUUUGCAAGCUGUUUGUCGGUGGAUUGAACGUCGAGACUACAGACGAUGGACUUCGGCAACAUUUCGAGCAGUACGGCCAGUUAACCGACUGCGUAGUGGUCCAGAACCAACAGCUACAAAGGUCCCGGUGCUUCGGCUUUGUAACCUACUCAAGCGCGGAGGAGGCCGACGCAGCCAUGGCCGCCAGGCCACAUGUCGUCGAUGGUACCAACGUGGAGUUAAAAAGGGCAGUUGCACGGGAAGAUGCCGGUCGGCCAGAGGCACUCGCCAAAGUUAAGAAAAUAUUUAUCGGUGGGCUGAAAGACGACAUAGAAGACGACCAUUUGAAUGAUUAUUUCUCUCAAUUCGGCGCAAUUGAGAAGGCCGAAGUCAUCAGUGACAAACAGACUCUCAAAAAACGAGGAUUCGGCUUUGUCUACUUUGAAGAUAAUGACUCUGCCGACAAAGCAGUGGUGCUGAAGUUCCACACAAUCAAUGGGCACAAAGUGGAGGUGAAGAAGGCCCUCACCAAGCAAGAGAUGCAGUCAGCCGGCGGUCGGGGCAGAGGCGGGCGAGGAAUGAGGGGGUCUCAAAAUGGCUACGACGGCGGAAGAGGUGGCGGCUACGGCAGCUAUGGCGGUAGCUAUGGAGGAAAUGAUGGCGGCUACGGUGGAGGAUACGGCAACGGAGGUGGUUACGGUAACCAAGGGGGAUACGGAGGAGGUUAUGGAGAUCAAAUGGGGGGCAGUUAUGGUGGGAACGGUUACAAUGACUUUGGCGAAGAUUACGGACAGCAGUCCUCCGGCUAUGGUGCAAUGAAAGGGAGUAAUUAUUCAGGCAGGAGCGCUGCACCGUACUCCCGUGGAGGCGCCAGUGGUUAUGGCAGGGGUGGAUAUGGAGGUUAUUAGACACCGUUGACCACAUUUGACCCAAUCAUUUGAAAUGUUCUGAAAUUCUGAUUCAUUGACCUGCAUUUACACACACUGGUCGAAGUUCCCCAUUUAUUUGUUGCUACUAUUUAAGUACACGUGCCCCUAUCCUUCCUCCCCUAUCCUAGCCCCUCCAUCUGGACUACACCAUUGUCCCUAGGCGGCGCUACUAAAGACAUUAUGGACGACUUUAUUACCCGUUCACUUUUCUGACUUGUCAAUGUAGUUUAGUGAUUCCUUUCAACAUUUUGUUUUAGUAUUUAAUUGUAGUUAACGUCGCUGCUUCCAAGACUUUCGUAUGAUACUGUAUGCCAUUAGUACCAGCCAGGUUAAUAACAAGACAUAUUGUUUAGCAACAUGAAACUCAGGGGUAUUAAUGGAGUUGAAAGCAGUCUUAGUGUAUGCUUGAGUGUUUUAAGAUCAUAAUAUUUCGAGUCAAAGUAUUUCAAUCAUUUAUGGUUAUUGUAUUAUUAUACUUUUUUAAAUGGUUACCUCCGAAUGCUUUUCUCCGUCCAAUAUGUACUAUUCAAUACCUUGCGAAUCAAUGCAGUUUUGUGGAAUGUUACUUAAAUCCUGAAUAUUAAUUAGUUGGCUAUUGAGCCUCACUCUAUUGGCUGUAUUAAAGUUUUUAAAGUUUGAAAGCAA